AUGGUUCUAGUAGAGAAUUGGAUGCCUCCAUCGAGGGAAAAUUGGGAAUUGAUUGUUUGGGGGUUUCAAUGGUUUCCUUUGUUUACAAUCUUUCAAUGGAUUCAACCAUGGUACGGAGCAGGCAAGACUUCAUCAAAUAGUCGAUUCAAUAUACCAGGGAAAAUAGCUUGGAUUACAAUGGAAAUGCCAGGAUUGUUGACCAUGUUUUAUGUCAUGUAUACAUUGCCUAGUGAGGUAGGAUUGAAGGAGUUGCCUUGGGAGAAUAAGUUAAUGGCGGGGCUUUAUAUCAUACAUUACCUUAAUCGUGCUAUUAUAGCACCUCUUAUUUCUCCUUCUAUGUCACCAAUUCAUGUUAUCGUUUGGCUUGCGGCAAUUGCCUUUCAGAUCACCAAUGCUGCAUCUUUGGGGUGCUACUUUGCUGGUUAUGGUCCUGUUACAAGAGCUGAUUGGAAACCUGUAUCAGGAAAUCCAUACGUAAAUGGAGCAAGAAUUGAACUAGGCAUGAUGAUAUUCUUUCUCGGUCUCGUAUCCAAUAUAUUUCAUGACGACGAACUACGAGAAAUCAGACGUGCGGCACUUCGAAAACAAGCAAUGCAAAAUGAUUCUUCAACUGGGAAAAAUAAAGGAAAUAAAACGGUCGACAAAGGUACUAUCUGGGAAAGAGACGGGAAGAGAGAGACGAAAGGAUAA
Molecule: messenger RNA, 690 nt
Organism: Sclerotinia sclerotiorum 1980 UF-70
Lineage: Eukaryota; Fungi; Ascomycota; Leotiomycetes; Helotiales; Sclerotiniaceae
Exons: 6
Coding region: 1-690 (229 amino acids)
Molecular function (GO): oxidoreductase activity
Source: RefSeq, a predicted model, not a curated record